Messenger RNA from Rotaria socialis, 402 nucleotides. Lineage: Eukaryota; Metazoa; Rotifera; Eurotatoria; Philodinida; Philodinidae. The record is from the annotation of a GenBank genome assembly.
AUGCUUAUGAAACUUAAAGCGAUUAAAAUCUAUUCAUCAAUAAUUCGUACUGAUCUUCAUUCAAUACGAUUAGCAUAUGAGUUUUAUCGUUUUGCAAAACGUAAUUCUUUCAAACAACCAGAAAUUCACAGAUAUAAACUCGAAGUUAUACAUCAUGGUUAUAUAAAAAUUGUUGAAGAUCGUACUCUGAUAUGUUAUCAUAUGUAUGAUAUCUCAUUAGAAAUGAAUGGUAGUCUUCAAAUUAGAUCGAGUUCAUGUGCAGUGAGCCGAAGAAAAACAGAAGAAAAUUGGAAAGACUCUUAUAAAUCAACAACACAACAAACUGAUAAAGAAAUCAAAGCGAUAUCUUGCCAUCUUAAAAGUUCUUUCUUACCACAGUGGAAAGACUGGCAGCUAGUAUGA